Messenger RNA from Lingula anatina, 2378 nucleotides. Its product is annotated as platelet binding protein GspB. The record is from RefSeq and is a predicted model, not a curated record. NCBI's taxonomy places the organism in Eukaryota, Metazoa, Brachiopoda, Lingulata, Lingulida, Lingulidae.
UACGCUGCCGUCUCUAACAGCAUCAGAAAUCUCAGAGGCGCCUAAGAAGGAACACGUGAAAGUCGGAUUUAAAAAAGGCGCUCCACAUAGAUUGAAACAGAAGGAGUUUUAGGAAGCCAGGGAACCGCAGAAGCACCUUAUCUAACUGAGAUUUAUACUACAAAACCAAACAUGAAAUUUACGUUGCUUCUUCACUUACUGCUUGUUGCAUUUGUGUUGCAUUCCGCAUACUCACAGAGCUCUUCAUCAGACACGGCGUCAGCAGGUGCCUCAUCCUCUGCUGGAGCAAGUGCGUCAUCCUCUGCUGGAGCAAGUGCCUCAUCAUCUGCUGGAGCAGGUGCCUCAUCCUCUGCCGGUGCCUCAUCCUCUGCAGGUGCGUCAUCCUCUGCCGGUGCGUCAUCCUCUGUUGCAGCAAGCGCCUCAUCCUCCGCUGGAGCAGGUGCUUCGUCUUCUGCUGGAGCAGGUGCGUCAUCCUCUGCCGCUGCGUCAUCCUCUGCCGGUGCGUCAUCCUCUGCUGGAGCAGGUGCCUCAUCCUCUGCCGGAGCUGGUGCCUCAUCCUCUGCCGGAGCCUCAUCCUCUGCCGGAGCNAAUCUCCCACAAUCCACCCAAUUAAAAAUUCACAAACUCCCCGCUACCAAGGGAACGAACAUUAAGAUUUUAACAGAAGGAGUUUUAGGAAGCCAGGGAACCGCAGAAGCACCUUAUCUAACUGAGAUUUAUACUACAAAACCAAACAUGAAAUUUACGUUGCUUCUUCACUUACUGCUUGUUGCAUUUGUGUUGCAUUCCGCAUACUCACAGAGCUCUUCAUCAGACACGGCGUCAGCAGGUGCCUCAUCCUCUGCUGGAGCAAGUGCGUCAUCCUCUGCUGGAGCAAGUGCCUCAUCAUCUGCUGGAGCAGGUGCCUCAUCCUCUGCCGGUGCCUCAUCCUCUGCAGGUGCGUCAUCCUCUGCCGGUGCGUCAUCCUCUGUUGCAGCAAGUGCCUCAUCCUCCGCUGGAGCAGGUGCUUCGUCUUCUGCUGGAGCAGGUGCGUCAUCCUCUGCCGCUGCGUCAUCCUCUGCCGGUGCGUCAUCCUCUGCUGGAGCAGGUGCUUCAUCCUCUGCCGGAGCUGGUGCCUCAUCCUCUGCCGGAGCCUCAUCCUCUGCCGGGGCAGGUGCCUCAUCCUCUGCUGGAGCAGGUGCUUCAUCCUCUGCUGGAGCAGGUGCCUCAUCCUCUGCUGGAGCAGGUGCUUCGUCCUCUGCUGGAGCAGGUGCCUCUUCCUCUGCUGGAGCAGGUGCCUCAUCAUCUGCUGGAGCAGCCGCCUCGUCCUCUGCUGGAGCAGCAGCCUCAUCCUCUGCUGGAGCAGCCGCCUCAUCCUCUGCUGGAGCUGCUGCCUCAUCCUCCGCUGGAGCAGCCGCCUCAUCUUCUGCUGGAGCAGCCGCCUCAUCUUCUGCUGGAGCAGCUGCCUCGUCCUCUGCUGGAGCAGCCGCCUCAUCUUCUGCUGGAGCAGCCGCCUCAUCCUCCGCUGGGGCAGCCGCCUCCUCCUCAGCCGUUGCGGCGUCGUCCUCUGGAGCAGCUGCAGCAGCAACAUCAUCAGGAGCGGCAGCAACAACAACAGCAGGAGCCGCAGCAGCAGCCUCAGAUUCAACCGUUACAGUUACUGCUGUAGCAGCUACAUCAUCGGCAGCGUCUUCAUCAUCCAGUUCUACUGCUGUUACCUCUUCAUCAAACUCCACAGAAGCAACGACGACUGCUGCCAAUUUCGGUCCCGAAAAUGGCGUUUCACAAUUCACAGUUAGUAUGGCAUGCUUCUUUUUGGCUCUCUUAGCUUUCUUGGUUCACGGAUAAAAUACGACCCUACUCGCAGUGCCAUUAACGUGGGCGAAUGGACAUUAUUUUCGAGUUGAUUUCGAAAUUUCAGCGCUGGUCACCCAGGUUAAUGGCAUCACCUAUGUAUCUUACACCGCUUAUUUUUUAAAACUGUGAUGGAAAAGGCAGCAGGACUGCAGUUGGAUAUAUGAAAUUUUAUGACAUCAUAUGACUUAGAUUUGGGAAAAUAUCCCCUGGGACCGAUCUCCUUACUCCACUAUCACUCUUCUCAGAUGACAUCUAUUCUUACACAUAACUUUAUGGAUAAUAUCUCUGAAGAUGCUUUAAACGGAAGAAAGGACAAUAAUUGAAUACAGAUCACGUACAUGCAUAUCCAUACUUCAAAACUGUGAUAUAUAUUUGACUCAGUGAAGAUUUGAUCUGUUGUGCCUUCGAUGCUAUAUGCAGUACGGCAAAUUGAAAUGAACUUGCAAUCUGUGAUAUCUCUUAUGAGACAUAUUUAGCUUAGUUAUACCGAAGCAAGAUGGACGGUUUUCUAUUAUUACGUGUAUUUAAACAUAUCAAUAGGA